Molecule: messenger RNA, 1326 nt
Organism: Dipodomys ordii (Ord's kangaroo rat)
Lineage: Eukaryota; Metazoa; Chordata; Mammalia; Rodentia; Heteromyidae
Gene: Sowahd
Product: sosondowah ankyrin repeat domain family member D
Exons: 3
Coding region: 1-1326 (441 amino acids)
Molecular function (GO): protein binding
Source: RefSeq, a predicted model, not a curated record
AUGAGGUUUCGGUUGGAAGCCCAGCGCAGUCUCAGCCCCGCGAGGACUCCGUCUCCCGGCUGUCCGCGCCAGGCGGUGGGCGGGGCUUCCAAGCUCACCUGGCCGUUUGGGGCGGAGCCGCCCGAGGUGCCGGACGUGGGAGUACCGGUGGUCUCUCAGUUGCAGCAGCUGGAGAGCCUAAGUUACUCGAGCGUCUUCCCCACCGCCAGCGCCAGUUCCUGUCCCGAUGGGGAUCGGGAAGGCCAACGAUCGCUAGGCACUAGAACCACGCUGGUGACAGCCACCAAGACCAUGGCCCAGUCCGGAGCCUCCGCGAACUCGGAAUCCAAGCCCUUGCUCAAGCCAACUCCUAGGAGCCUGCGGGGCGCUCCGCAACUCCGCCCGUCCUUAGGGAACACCACUACCCUGGGCAGGUACUGGGGCCACGCCGCCGCUGUUUCCCGGGAGUCCUCCUUUCAGGGUUCACUGAUGCUCCCCGAAGCCAGCUUCGCGCGCCGGCGAGAAACACUACGAGAACUGCUGGGGCUGCAGAGGAUGUCUGUUCCCUCCAGGUGGUUAUCGGUGGGGCACGCGAAGGAGCCAUCCCCGCGUGGGUCUGGUAGGCUGAACGGCUCUAGUGGUGGCGGAUUGUUGCUGGAACCGCGGGAGCACGCGUGGAUCCUGGCAGCCGCCGAGGGUCGUUUUGAAGUGCUGCGGGAGCUGCUGGAGGCUGAGCCCCGGCUGCUGCUGCGGGGCGAUCCGAUCACCGGCUACACCUUGCUGCACUGGCUGGCCAAACACGGCUACCACGAAGAAAUGAUUUUGGUUUAUGAUUUUGCCAAACGCCAGGGACUGCCGCUUGACGUGAGCGCUACCGGCAGCGGUGGCUUCACACCGCUCCACCUGGCGGCUCUGCAGGGCCACGACAUGGUCAUCAAAGUGCUGGUAGGCGCCCUAGGUGCUGACCCCACGCGCCGUGACCAUAGUGGCCACCGAGCCUGCCACUACUUGCGGCCUGACGCCCCUCAGAAGCUUCGGGAGCUGUCGGGGGCCGAGGAUUGGGAGACCGAACAACAAAAGAAGCGUGAUCACAACGCCGACCACAACAACAGCAAUACUACAUCGGGGUGGAUGCUCAAACGGACCCUGAGCAUGCCUGCAGCAUCGACUAGGGCGGUGGCGGACAUAGAGACCGAGGCAGAGGCGGCAGCAGCAGCGGCAGAGGCAGCACCGACAGCAUCGACGGCACCGACAUCUGCUUCCAAAAAAAAGAAGGCUACAGGCAGUCAGGAGACAUAUAUGAAUAGAUUUUUACGCCAUUUGUUCCCUUUCUUCCAGGAUCGCUGA